UUUUAGCGUACGCUGACAUUUCAAUUUAGCGUAACGUUAGCGGAUUUUACGCAUCGACAUAUACUUCAAUUGAGGCUAGCUUAGUUUGCUUCGGUAUCUCUCCCAGCAUUUUAGCAUUAACGUGAUUUUGAGGUGGCUUGUUUGUCCACAGGAACUACAAAUACCACAAUUCAACUAACGUAACGUACGUACUUUCUAGAACCUUGACGACUCCUCUGGGCUAGCCAACGUCAACCCAGCCUACUUUUCCAGCAGUUCACAUCCGAGGGGCUGUAAUUUGGGGGCUAUUUCUACUUGCAGGUGGUAUCAUAAUAUUACGUUAGUAAGACUUGAAGUUGCCGUGCCUGUUGCUGUGUGCUAAUAGGAAUAUUCCAACGGAAAACAAUGCAAACUGACGGAGACUAGCCAUCAAAACAUCAACAAAAACAGCGAGGGGCAGGGCAGCUGCACAGGUCGGUCUGUAACGAUGCGUGUUUCUGGUUAACUUAUGCCAAGCUGUUACUCAGCGCACGGAUGAAGCUGUCAUUUUGUCAUGUCACAAUGACUUAAUAGCCUGUUAUAUUCGUAGUGUCAUAUAAUCGGUGACAUGCACAAUGGCGUUGUAGCUAACGUUAGCUAAAGAACCUGCUAGCUGCCCUCGUGUAGGCACAUUUAUAACUUGUGCGUCAUGUAGGUUACAGAAUAUAUCCGAGUCAGCCUGGCUGUGAGGUACCAGUACUGAUCUUCAGGGUCCGAUCUGUUUGUAUUCAUCUACCGGUGUGUCUCUUCAAAUCAUUUCAUCGUCUGGACCACCGUGCAUCACUCCGCUCUCACGGGCAGUGGAGUGGGGUUUCUGCCCGCCAUGUAUUCAUUUUCAGGCCCCACGAGCCUUCCUGAAUUUGACCUCGCACCCCCCAGUACGUCUGGGCACCUACAGAGAGCGACCCUCUCAAACAACAGCUGGGAGACACGAUGCCUCAGGAAGCACAGGAGGAGAGUUGAUGAUGAGGGAUGCAGUGCCAAGAGGAGGAAGUUAAUGCUGGAGGCAGAAGCGGACAUUUCAGAGAACUCAUACACGAGCGCUCGUCACGAAUGGCCGGCAGCAAACAGAUGCCCUCCUCUGUCUGUGCAGAGAGCCGGCCCUGCACCUCCAGAGCCCUGCCCGGCACCUCAGCCCUCCUCCGCUCUGCCCCGACCCGAGACCGAGAGCUCCUGCAUGGAGAUAGAGGCAGCUCAGAGGAAACUUCAGGAGAUUGAAGACAGAAUAACGCUGGAGGAUGACGAUGAGGAUGAAGAUCUUGAUGUAGAACCAGCCCCAAGGCGGCCAGUGCUGGUGAUCUCUGACAGCCUGAAGGAGGGUCUACAGCGCGGCAUCAGUGACAUCCUGCCCCACACAGUAGCCCAGUCUGUGAGCCAUUCCUGCAUGGAGUUGGUGUUGUGGCGGCCACCAGACGAUCCCUUCUGCCGGAAGCGAAAAGUCUCAGUACAGAAACAGCGCAAACAACAGACAGUAUCAAGGCAACCCCCGACUCCGUGUCCAUCUCCCACCCCUCACAGUCCCUCCAGUCCCCCUGCAGACACACACUCUUCUCUGUACAGCUUCCCUGUGGCCCACAGCUCUGGAGAGGAGGACAUGGAAAUGUAAUUGUGCUUGAUGACUUGAAAAGUCAUGCCAAAGUAGAAGGUGGGACAUGUUGUCAUACAAAAGACUAUAAAGGACUCAGAACCACUUGAAGCUUGUCUAGUUUGGAGAGGCAUGUUGGCUUUACAUGAAUAUUGUGCAGUUUUGGACAAUUUGUGCAACAAAUCUUUUGCUUUAUAGUUGCUCAGUUUAGGUUUUUUGACUAUGGUAUCACUAUUAUAUGUUAGAUGUGAUGAUAACACUGACCUAAUUAAUCAGUUUUAUCGGUUUAAAUGUCCAAGGGAACUGUCAUGAUUUCAAGCCUUUGAAAAGUUCUAUAGACAGCCUUACAGAAACAUUUUAUAUAACUUACAGAAUUAGCCUUUGCUGUUAGAAAUAAGUUCAUUUUACAUAAUUUUGCCAAAGCCAGGCCAGAGACACACUGAUGUCCUGUAAGUAUGACUUUGCUGUUUGUUAAAUAUCAGUGUGCAGCACAUGCAUUCAGUAUAGUUUUUUUAUGUUCAGCUUCUGGGCAUUGUUAAUACAAAAACUGGUCCUGUGUGUUCACAUUUGCUCACAGCAUGGCUUCCUGCUUGCAGUUGUACUUGUUGUGGUAGAGAGAUUAUCUUCCGUCGUGCUUAGCAAGUACACCAUCUGUGAGCUUUGAGGAAUUUUGUAAAGAAGUCAUGGAAAAGCACCUUUUUAUGGUUUGAUUGUAUUUUCAUAUGUACAUUACCAGAACUACAAUUGGCCAUCGAGUGUUAGCACUUUUUAUUUGUUUUGAAAUAAAUUAAACUCUCGUCCAUGUAGAGGUUCUGCAUGGCAUUGUUGGUUUUCAUUGGA
Molecule: messenger RNA, 2443 nt
Organism: Chelmon rostratus (copperband butterflyfish)
Lineage: Eukaryota; Metazoa; Chordata; Actinopteri; Chaetodontiformes; Chaetodontidae
Gene: ccdc117
Product: coiled-coil domain containing 117
Exons: 5
Coding region: 842-1624 (260 amino acids)
Source: RefSeq, a predicted model, not a curated record